AUGAGUCGAAUUCAGGAGGGAUAUAAUGAUGAUGAUGAUGAUGAUGAUGAUGAUGAUGAUGAUGAUGAUGAUGAUGAUGAUGAUGAUGAUGAUGAUGAUGAUGAUGAUGAUGAUGAUGAUGAUGAUGAUGAUGCAAAAUGGAGGUAAAUCCUUGAGCACUAGAAAAACCGUGAGUCGAAGAUGGGAAGUUGCCCGCUUCACCCUGACCACCAACGAAGUGAAGAUGGGACAGUUCCAUUUAACAGUAGGAAGCUCCUUGCCGGUUACGUGUAGUGUUGUGGCCUAUUGCUGUGCAGGCCCAGUAACAUAAUUUUCAAGAUGUAGCGUCAAAUAUCUAGCCGUUUGCUGCAGUCGACGUGUACUCAUGAAAGGUUUCCUGACGUCAUGUACAGCAGUCUCUAAGCCUUGAUGCCAGUCACUUGCUGCUCUUCAUCGAUCUGCCAGUCAGAAAAUAAUUGUAUGAUUAACGAAUUUUUAUAACUGACUCCGUUAUAAGGGACGCUGGUUGCAUUCCUAAUCGAAAGCCUCUGGCGUUUAACCGGGUUGGUGAUACAGCAGGAAUGACCACUCUUGCGAUGCUUUUGAAAUCAAUACCUAACGCUUAAAGACUAGAGGACUGGAGUUCGAAUCCCAGGCCGUCCUAUCCUGGAGUUGCGUAUGGUUUAAUUAUGACAGCUAAUAAGCCAGGAAUGGUCAUCCAUGUCUCUCUUGGCCUACUAGGUGUCCCUGCCUCCAAGUAAUUACUGGUCGCCACGCGACUGCCUGCAGAGGCCAUAGAUCGGGCCCAAUCGCAGUUUAGAGCUCCGAACUUUAAUCCGUGGUCAUCCAAUCCUGAGGUUGAUCAGGACUGACGAAAGAGGGCUCAGAAACUACGAAUGAAAAUCCCAGUCUUCCUUCCACUAUAGAAGUAGCAGCACGGACAAAGACAAGAGAGGCAGAGAUGGAUAUUUGUAGCUUAUUAGCCGUCGUCGGUCGGCCACACCCUGCUCCAGGAUUGGGUCACCUGGGAUUCAAACCCGGGCCCAUUGCUUAUUGGGAGUUAGGUCCAGCACACUACCAUUGAGCCACUGACCCGUGGUCCUGUCAGACUCUGAUCCAUAGUAGAAAUGGAGUUCAUCAAGAGGCGCUCUCCUUUCCUGGUGACUUGGGGCUCAUUUUAGAGCCCCGCAGGUGGUCAAAUAGCGACCGGAACUAAUGGAGUACAGGAAAGGCUGUAAUGACUACUUCCAACUUUUGUGCCGUCGUCAGCCAGUUAAAAUCAAUCCUAAAAUUCGAUCGCCUAGAAUUCGAGCUCCUACUCUUGAUCCUGGGGAGUUAGUUCAAACGCCCUGCCUCUGGGCCACGGACCCAAUGUCCCCUCAGGCGGGCAAAACUAGGGAUGCGUAG
This is a messenger RNA of Spirometra erinaceieuropaei, 1386 nucleotides long. Lineage: Eukaryota; Metazoa; Platyhelminthes; Cestoda; Diphyllobothriidea; Diphyllobothriidae. The record is from the annotation of a GenBank genome assembly.